AUGAGCAUGACUGGCCACAGCUACAGCAUCUACAAUGCAGUCUAUGCUGUGGCCCAUGCUAUGCAUGCCAGGUCCUCAUCUGAAGUCCAACACAGGCCAAUGGUGAGGACUAAUGGACUGACAUUUAGGAAUGAAGAGCCAUGGCAGCUCCAUCAGUUUCUUAGAGGUGUCUCAUUUAAUAACAGUGCUCAGAACAAGAUUUCCUUCAGUGAGAAAGGGGAGGUGGUGCCUGAAUUUGAUGUUAUCAAUUGGAAGUUCUUUUCCAAUGAAUCCUUUCUCCCUGUGAAAGUUGGAAGGAUUGACCUUGAGGCUUCUACAGGCCCAACACUUGCCAUCAAUGAGGAGGCCAUUACAUGGCACCACUGGCUUAAUCAGUCACAGCCACUUUCUGUAUGCACUGAGAGUUGCCGUCCAGGUUCCAGCAAGAAAGUGAAGGAAGGGAAGCCAUACUGCUGCUAUGAUUGCAUCCCAUGUUCAGCUGGGAAGAUUGCAAGCCAGGAGGACAUGAAUGAUUGCAACGCAUGCUCAGAUACAGAAUAUCCAAGCCAGAAUCAGGUUUUCUGUCUUCCCAAGACCACCACCUUCUUGACCUAUGAAGAAGCUUUGGGACUCACUUUAGCCCUCCUAGCACUUGCGUUUUCUUUCAUCACAGCUCUGGUGCUGGCUGUGUUUGUGAAGAACCACAGGACUCCCAUAGUCAAAGCCAACAACCAGAAGCUCACCUACACUCUGCUCAGCUCCCUCCUGCUCUGCUUCCUUUGUGCUUUGCUAUUCAUUGGUGAACCUCAGAAGCUCACCUGCCUCCUCCGUCAAACUGCCUUUGUCAUCAUCUUCUCAGUGGCUGUUUCUUCUGUGCUGGCAAAAACCCUCUUGGUUGUUCUGGCUUUUAUGGCUACUCAGCCAGGAUCCAGGAUAAGGAAGUGGUUGGGAAGGGAUAAGGCCAGUGUCAUUGUCCUUUCCUGCUGUCUCAUCCAAGCAGGCAUCUGCAGUGUGUGGCUGGGAACAUCACCCCCUUUCCCAGAUGUUGACCUUUUCUCCACGGCUGAAGAAAUCAUACUGGAAUGUAAUGAGGGCUCAGUGAUGAUGUUUUACUGUGCCUUGGGCUACAUGGGCCUUCUUGCAACCAUCAGCUUCACAGUGGCCUUUCUGUCCAGGAAGCUGCCCGGCAGUUUCAACGAAGCCAAGUUCAUCACUUUCAGCAUGCUGGUCUUUUGCAGUGUUUGGCUCUCUUUUGUUCCUUCUUACCUCAGCACCAAGGGGAAAUCCAUGGUGGCUGUGGAGAUCUUCUCCAUCUUAUCUUCCAGUGCCGGAUUGCUGUGUUGCAUCUUUUUCCCCAAAUGUUACAUUAUUGUGCUGAGACCUGAGCUGAACAACAGGGAACAGCUAAUUAAAAGAAAAUAUUGA
Molecule: messenger RNA, 1404 nt
Organism: Varanus komodoensis (Komodo dragon)
Lineage: Eukaryota; Metazoa; Chordata; Lepidosauria; Squamata; Varanidae
Product: vomeronasal type-2 receptor 26-like
Exons: 4
Coding region: 1-1404 (467 amino acids)
Biological process (GO): G protein-coupled receptor signaling pathway
Cellular component (GO): membrane
Molecular function (GO): G protein-coupled receptor activity
Source: RefSeq, a predicted model, not a curated record